AUGGCCCUACCUACGUCCUACACCGCCUUUAGGCGCACUGCUGGCGACGUUCCGAGAACCAUCGAACCAACUUCGGAGUCUCUGCCGCAAGACCUUCGCUCGAAUGACGUGCUUAUCAAAAUCCAUGCCGUCUCGCUCAACUACCGAGAUCUUGCAAUGCUGAUCGGAACUUACCCAGUGGAAGUCGAAGAACGGGGUGUCCCUUGCUCAGACUGCGCCGCCGAGGUCGUUGCCAUUGGGUCGGCCGUUGAAGACUUCCACAUCGGAGACCGGGUUUCGCCUAUAUUUGACGUUUCGAAUAUUACUGGAACCGAGAGCGCUCCCUCGAAGGCUCUUGGCGGUGAUAUGCCAGGCGUAUUGCGAGAAUAUGCAGUGUUUGAAGACCGGCUUUUGGUCCAUCUGCCUCAGUAUUUGACAUGGGAAGAGGCAUCCACGCUCACCUGUGCUGGAGUCACAGCUUGGGUGGCCCUCAACUCUCCUUCUGCAGUAUCCGGUCCCACCAGCGCCGUCUUGCAAGGCACGGGAGGCGUCAGUAUGUUCGCCCUCCUUAUCUGCCUCGCUGCGGGUAUCAAGCCCAUCAUUACAUCCUCGUCCGAUGCGAAGCUCGAAUCAAUCAAGAAGUUGAGCCCGGAAGUCCAUGGCAUCAACUAUAAAACCACGCAAGACCAAGCGCCCGAAGUCUUUCUUGCAACAGACGGCGAAGGCGUCGAUGUCAUUGUCAACAAUACCGGGGUAGCGUCCAUUCCUGAUGACCUGAAACUGUUGCGUACAAGGGGGGGCACCGUCUCCCUUGUCGGCUUUUUAGAUGGAUUCAAAGCUGACUGGAACCCGAAUGCCAUGGCGGCUAUAAUGGGCAAGGCCGCUAAAGUGAAGGGUAUUGCGGUUGGUUCGAAAGUGGAUUAUCAGCAUCUGAACGCAUUUCUUGAGCAGAAAAAUGUCUCCAUCGCCCCGAUCAUUGACCGCGUUUUCCCCUUUCAAGAGUCGAGGGCCGCUUUGGAUUACCUGCUCUCAGCAAAACAUGUUGGGAAGGUGAUCAUUAAGAUGUAG
Ilyonectria robusta is the source of this 1047-nucleotide messenger RNA. RefSeq names its product alcohol dehydrogenase. The record is from RefSeq and is a predicted model, not a curated record. Gene Ontology annotation, molecular function: oxidoreductase activity. Lineage: Eukaryota; Fungi; Ascomycota; Sordariomycetes; Hypocreales; Nectriaceae. The transcript is spliced from 4 exons. The coding region runs from base 1 to 1047 and encodes 348 amino acids.